Messenger RNA from Acanthisitta chloris (rifleman), 1137 nucleotides. It is a transcript of the gene RPF1, whose product is annotated as ribosome production factor 1 homolog (S. cerevisiae). The transcript is spliced from 7 exons. The annotation marks the transcript as partial. Gene Ontology annotation, molecular function: rRNA primary transcript binding. Lineage: Eukaryota; Metazoa; Chordata; Aves; Passeriformes; Acanthisittidae. Gene Ontology annotation, cellular component: preribosome, large subunit precursor; nucleolus. Gene Ontology annotation, biological process: maturation of 5.8S rRNA; maturation of LSU-rRNA. The record is from RefSeq and is a predicted model, not a curated record.
GCACCUCCAAAAGCUGUACCAAAGACUAUUGAAAACCAGCGAGUGUAUGAUGAAACCACUGUAGAUCCCAAUGAUGAAGAGGUUGCUUUUGAUGAGGCAACUGAUGAAUUUGCACCAUACUUCAACAGACAGACAGUUCCCAAGAUUCUCAUUACAACAUCAGACCGACCUCGUGGGAGAACAGUGAGAUUCUGUGAACAACUGGCCACUGUUAUACCUAACUCACAUGUUUACUACCGAAGAGGACUGGCUUUGAAAAGAAUUAUUCCUCAGUGUAUUGCAAGGGACUUCACGGAUUUAAUUGUCAUUAAUGAAGAUCGCAAAAUACCAAAUGGUCUUGUUUUAAGUCAUCUGCCUGAUGGUCCAACUGCUCAUUUUAGAAUGAGUAGUGUGCGUUUGCGUAAAGAAAUAAAGCGGAAAGGGAAGGAGCCCACAGCACACGUCCCAGAAGUGAUCCUGAAUAAUUUCACAACGCGACUGGGACACUCUGUCGGUCGCAUGUUUGCUUCUCUUUUCCCACACGAUCCUCAGUUCAUUGGAAGACAAGUAGCUACAUUCCACAACCAGCGUGACUACAUCUUUUUCAGAUUCCACAGAUACAUCUUCAAGAGUGAGAAGAAAGUGGGAAUUCAGGAACUUGGGCCACGUUUCACAUUGAAGCUGAGGUCACUUCAAAAAGGAACCUUUGAUUCCAAAUUUGGAGAAUAUGAGUGGAUUCAUAAGCGUCGAGAAAUGGAUACAAGUAGACGAAAAUUUCACUUGUAAGUGGAAUGUGCCAAUUGCUGCUGACCAGGAAUAGAGCAGCUGCUUUGAACUAUGGAUGAUCUUGAACUCCUAAUUAAUGAUAAUGGCACUGAACAGUAUCUGCAUAAAGAAAAACUGCAAACAUUAAAACUUUCUACAGCAGCAGAUCAAGCAGGACGUGUCCUUCUUCCCAUGUUUGUAGCCAACAUGACAUGGAUAGUGACUUUUUCCAGUUUAGCAGAAGAACUAUGGCAGUGUGAGAGCAGCCUGUACUUCAGCAUCACUGAAGAUUUGCCAAGACUGCUGCUGUGCUGUACAGAUUACACUUCACAUUACCAAAGACAGCAAAUAUGUUGGUUAAAGAAAUUCUCAAAAUAAAGUAUUUCUAGUUUU